Spodoptera frugiperda (fall armyworm) is the source of this 989-nucleotide messenger RNA. Its product is annotated as trypsin-like. The record is from RefSeq and is a predicted model, not a curated record. The transcript has 4 exons. Gene Ontology annotation, molecular function: serine-type endopeptidase activity. NCBI's taxonomy places the organism in Eukaryota, Metazoa, Arthropoda, Insecta, Lepidoptera, Noctuidae. Gene Ontology annotation, biological process: proteolysis. Bases 16 to 912 code for a protein of 298 amino acids.
AAAUAAGCCAAAACAAUGAGUUUGAAAGCAGUUAUCAUAAUAUUGGUCUUAAGCAAAUCUAGUAAGAGUGCAAAAACACCAUUGAACGAGAAUGACGUAAAGGACAAUGAAAUCAAAUACAAUGACUUGGAUGAACAUACACUAGUAACUGAUGCAGCUAUAUUCCCUUACGUGGCAGCUGUUCUGAAGAUGUCCAGGUAUCUAAGUGCUGGUGCUCUGAUAGACGAGAAUUGGGUGCUAACUGCUGCCGAUGCUUUGUUUCUGAUGCGAGAAUCAACAAGGAUGCUCCGAGUCAGACUCGGCAGUAUAAACUACAGGAAAGGUGGUACAGUGCUGCCGAUAAAGUACGUGGAGAUCCACCCAUACUUCGAUGAUAGCCAGCCCAUUUAUGACCUGGCUCUGAUCAGGAUCCCUGAACCUGUGAGGUUUACUCCAAGUCUCAGAUCUAUAAGAUUGCUGAAGGCCUUCAAAGAGGUUGAUGCUACGCAUUUCAUUGUGACUUCUUGGCCGUUUCCUAUUUCCCAACAAGGCGAAGUGACAUCAGACGAAUCGGACCAAAUAAAAUCGAUGGAGCUAAUCAAACAGAGACGGAUCCUCUCAGUCACACAUCUACAUCCAUCAGAUGCUGAUGCCUGCGCUGAAGAACUGACUUCUUUAGGAGUUAAUGACACAGAAGCGAUGAUGUGUUUGGAUACUGGAGUUAUGGUCGAUCCUUGCUCGAGAGACGCAGGAGCACCAGUAGUACUGAAUGGUGUGCUGUGGGGUGUAGUAUCAUCUUGGAGACCAGCGAACUGCGAGCCAGAACAAGCAGGACCAAGCUUCGUGACGUUAGUCUCGGCUCCUAAUGUCGACUCCUGGAUACACGACACUGUAGACGGACACAAGUGGGUCGAUAGAAGUGAUGAGGAAUAAAAUUGUUGUUGUUUUUAUGGGAUAACCCUGUAAACGAGCAGACGGAUCACCUGAUGGUAAGCAAUCGACGUCGCUCA